CGUCUUUUCAUUCUUCAACAGCAGACGCAACGGCGCUCAGUCGGGAUUUUGAAGGCAAACAUCUUGGAUUUUGUUCAGCUUAAAUAAAUAUUUUUGGUCUUAAUUGACGUGAUAAAAUUUUGCCUGUAACCAUGGCCUCUUCUGAUGUUGCUCGAAAGCCGGAUAAGGAACCAAGACCCCUGUCCCUAGCUGGCCACGUGGGCUUUGACAGCCUUCCAGACCAGCUUGUGAACAAGUCCAUUUGCCAAGGCUUUUGCUUCAAUAUUCUAUGCAUUGGUGAGACAGGUAUUGGAAAGUCCACACUGAUGGAUACUUUAUUCAACACAAACUUUGAGAACUUUGAGUCGUCCCACUUUGAGCCUCAGGUCAAGCUGCGGGCUCAAACCUACGACCUGCAGGAGACCAAUGUUCGGCUGCGUCUCACUGUGGUCAACACUGUGGGCUUUGGAGACCAAAUGAACAAACAAGACAGCUAUCAGCCAGUGGUGGACUACAUUGACAAGCAGUUUGAGAGUUACUUGCAGGAGGAAUUAAAAAUCAAGCGCUCUCUGCACAAUUACCACGACUCUCGAGUCCAUGCAUGUCUCUAUUUCAUCUCUCCAUCCGGCCAUUCCCUCAAAUCCCUGGAUCUUGUCACCAUGAAAAAACUGGACAGCAAGGUAAACAUCAUACCAGUGAUCGCCAAAGCAGACGCCAUCAGUAAAAGCGAACUGCACAGAUUCAAAAUCAAAAUCAUGAGUGAGCUGGUGAGCAACGGUGUCCAAAUCUACCAGUUCCCGCAGGAUGACGAGACCGUGGCCAAAGUUAACACCACUAUGAAUGGCCUGUUACCGUUUGCUGUAGUGGGCAGCACAGAGGAGGUCUGCGUUGGCAACAAGAUGGUGAAGGCCCGCCAGUAUCCGUGGGGCGUUGUCCAAGUGGAAAACGAGCAGCACUGUGAUUUUGUGAAGCUGAGGGAGAUGCUCAUUUGUGUCAAUAUGGAGGACCUGCGUGAGCAAACCCACUCCAGGCAUUAUGAACUCUACCGGCGCUGCAAACUGGAAGAAAUGGGAUUCAAGGACACAGACCCUGAGUGCAAACCUGUGAGUUUGCAGCAGACCUACGAGGCCAAGCGUCAGGAGUUCCUGUUGGAGCUGCAGCGAAGAGAAGAUGAGAUGAGGCAGAUUUUCGUGCAGAGGGUGAAGGAAAAGGAAGCUGAGCUUAAGGAGGCUGAGCGAGAGCUGCAGAGCAGAUUUGAGCAACUGAAGCGCCGCCACGCAGAAGAGAAAGCAACUCUGGAGGAAAAGAAACGGCUUUUUGAGGAGGACCAGAGCUCCUUCAACAAGAGAAAAGCUGCUACUCAACUGCUGCAGGCUCAGAACAUGACAGCCAACGGCAAGAAAGACAAGGACCGCAAGAACUCCGGCUUCAUGUGAAGACGCAUUUUGUCAUAAUCGAUGAUCUUCUGUCCGACUCGUCUAACCAAACCAACUCCUUGAAAGCGCCCAGCUUGUGUGAGAAGAAGAGAGGCCAAAGUUUAAGGACUGUUUCCAACAAGUUUUACUUUAAUCUACAUAUGUUUAUCUCUGUUGUUGUUUCCUUUAUAAAGCUUAUAUUUAACCUUUUAUUAUUUUUAUCUAAAUAUUUCUCUCAUUUUAGUUUUAGCCAGACUGAUGGAGCCCUCCUCAUUGGUAGCUGUUUACAUAUCAAGACUUUGACAGGGACAAAAAGGACUUCACUUUAAUCGUCAAAUAUUUCUCUUGACUUUUAGUUUGACUCCAAUCAAACUCUUUAAAACUGAAGUCCAGCGUCCUAAAGUCUGAAUUCUGAGAGGCCAGUUUUACAAAAUCAGUCGUAAGGGUUAUUCUGACUACACUUAAAAGACUUUGAAAUGUU
Oryzias melastigma (Indian medaka) is the source of this 1875-nucleotide messenger RNA. RefSeq names its product septin 10 (gene septin10). The coding region runs from base 132 to 1415 and encodes 427 amino acids. Gene Ontology annotation, biological process: cytoskeleton-dependent cytokinesis. The record is from RefSeq and is a predicted model, not a curated record. Gene Ontology annotation, molecular function: GTP binding; GTPase activity; molecular adaptor activity. The transcript has 10 exons. NCBI's taxonomy places the organism in Eukaryota, Metazoa, Chordata, Actinopteri, Beloniformes, Adrianichthyidae. Gene Ontology annotation, cellular component: cell division site; microtubule cytoskeleton; septin ring.